Molecule: messenger RNA, 629 nt
Organism: Suillus bovinus
Lineage: Eukaryota; Fungi; Basidiomycota; Agaricomycetes; Boletales; Suillaceae
Product: RecF/RecN/SMC N terminal domain-containing protein
Exons: 4
Coding region: 68-397 (109 amino acids)
Biological process (GO): sister chromatid cohesion
Cellular component (GO): nucleus; cohesin complex
Molecular function (GO): ATP hydrolysis activity; ATP binding; DNA binding
Source: RefSeq, a predicted model, not a curated record
UCAGUCGAGGCUAUCUUACACUUAUCAAUCAUAGGAACCUUAUAAUGCCGGAAUCAAAUAUCAUGCCAUGCCACCCAUGAAGCGAUUCCGCGACAUGGAACAACUCUCGGGCGGCGAGAAGACCGUGGCUGCUUUGGCUCUCCUUUUUGCGAUACACAGUUAUCAACCUGCACCGUUCUUUGUCCUUGAUGAGGUAGACGCUGCUCUGGACAACACCAACGUUGCUAAGAUUGCCAACUAUAUCCGGAGUCAGGCGUCCGAUUCCUUCCAAUUUAUCGUCAUCAGCUUGAAGGGUUCCUUGUAUGAGCGUGGUAAUUCUCUUGUUGGAAUCUAUCGUGACCAAGAUGUAAACAGCUCUCGCACCCUGACGUUGGAUCUGACUCAAUACGAUGAAUAGUCGAGCUUUAUUCCUAUUUCGUUAUCGGCUACUGACCAUCACUACCGCGUGCUCAUACAAAUAUUUGUGAGCUGCAAAUAGUGUUGUAAUGAUAGAUGUUACUUCCAGUGACCAAUCUCAUACCCGAGGGCGAGAUGAAACAAAUCAAGUACUUUUUACCUUUGAAAAAUCAAAAAAAAAAUCAAAAAAAAUCAAGUCAAAUGUACAUGCGAAUAGCUGUAGUCACGUCACU